GAGCGAAAGAAAGUGACGACGGGUUUCGCUCGCUCGGCGCGCAGCAGCCGCGGCCGCCGCAACAGCUGCGCUCGCACGGGCAGCGACCAGCGGCGGCCGAGAUCAUCGCCGCGUUUUUGAGAACGUGUGUUUGCUUCGUUCGGCUUUCGCGGAAACCAUCCAAGCGACCCGAUCCGUUUAGCGCUUACCGGUCGCCGGAAUCCAUCGUGCGGCGUCCACUCGCUCCGACAAGCGGCCAAUUGAAUCAACGAAUCUCCCCCACAAGACGAUCGUCUGCUUCAGACCCGUCGGCGAGUCGGCCCGUGCGUGUACCCUCGUGCACGGAGGCACGCACCUUGUGAUCAAACGAGGUGACUCGCAUCGAGAGAAAUUUGUGAGCGUGUAUGUGCGUGCGUGUGUGCGUGUAAGUGUCCGCCCCAAGGGAUAAAAGUGUUGCGCCGGCGUAGUAGAGCGAAGCUUGAAAAAGUGGCGACGACGACCGAAACCACGAGAGCGGGAAGUUGGCUUCGCCGCAUGUAUUCGUCUGGAGCAGACGAUAUUUAAAGAGACCCGAGUUGGCGAUGAAACGACCGCAACUACCGUCAGCACGCUACUUCUCCCAUCCAGUCCCUGGACUCCCUGAACGAGCAGAUCGUGCGCUACGUCCUGAGAUCGCCGGCAGGACCGGACGACAGCUUGGCCGGGGCACCUCAGCAGCGGCCUCAGCCAGAAGAACAGCCGCUGCAGGGAAAGAAGCAGCAGCCGCAGCGCCCCCUUCUGGGCGCCAACACGCACGAGGCGGGCGUCGGACGGGCAGGCGAGGCGACCGGGACGCUCGUCGGCGGCGGCCAUGAGCAGCAGGUGGCGCUGCAGUCCUCGAUGGCGCUCAUGCGCAGACUGCUGGUGGACGCCCAGGCCAAGUUCCGAAACAUGAUGGACGACAACAAGGCGCUCGCGUCUCGCAUCGACGGCGACCUGCAACAGGCUCAUCAAGAAGUGUCGCAGCUGCGUGCCGAGCUGCAGGACACCAACAGCCGCAUCUCCAGCAUGGCCGCCGCCGUGCAGAUACCGUCGGCGACGGCGGGAAGCCCGGCCUUCCUGUGUUCCAACGCCGGCUACGCGUCGCCGUCUCCUCUGUCCUCUUCUGGUGAACCCCCGCCGCCCCCGGCGCCGAUGUCGUCGUCGUGUCCGCCCAACAUUCCUCAGCAGAUCAUACCCAGUCUGCUGAAGUCCUGCCCUCGAUGUCAAGAGGGCCUGCUUGAAGACGGCUACCGAACGGCGGACUCGGAGCCCAAGGCCGCCGUCAGCGUGCAGACGGACGAGGUGACCACGACCACCGCUUCCGCGGCGAACGUGAACGGAGGCGUCCGCGACUCGGUCGAGGAGGACGACGGGGCGGCCGACUGUCUUCCGCUCGAGGAGCGCCUCCAGCGGCUGCAGGAGGACAAGCGGCAGCUCGCGCAGCACAACCUGAACCUGCAGAAGGAGCUGGACGAGCUCAGGGCAGCCCAGGCGAAGCAGAAGCUCUGCGCCCUGGAAGAGCACGACCGGAUGCAAGCGGAACUCAGCAGUGCCAGAGACGCCCUGUCAGCUCUGAAGCAGGACCGCAAGCGGCUGAAGGCGGAGAAGUUCGACCUGCUCAACCAGAUGAAGCAGCUCUACGGCACGCUGGAGGACAAGGAGAAGGAACUGCGGGACUUCAUACGCAACUACGAACAGCGAAUGCACGACAGCGACCACAGCCUCAAGCAGCUGGCGCAGGAGCGGGAGGAGUGCGACCGCGAGCGCUGGAACCUGCUGAAGCACGCCCGCGACGAGGCCGAGCGCAGCGUGGCCCUGCGAGCACAGCUGGGCAUCAAGGAGGCGCAGGUCAAGCAGCUCCAGGAACAACUGCAGCAGGUUCAGGAAAAGCUGACUUACCUGUCAGACGUGGAGAGCCUGCAGGGCGUCGCUGGAAGCAGCAAUGGCUUCCAGCAAGGCGCGCUGUCUCGACGAAGCUGCCGCAGUCCUGCUGUUGGAAGCGAGCCGCCCGUGGUCACCUUGGGAUACGACUCCAGCCCCAGCCACCACGCGGCGAGCAGCGGCAGCGGCGCCAUGGACAGCCCCAAGAAGUCGCCGGUGUCGGCGGCCUCGACCUCCGCGCUGCCGGGCCUCUCGCGAUCCGCCGAGGAGAUCUACCAGAGCAGCGGCUCGUCGGACGCGAGCACGCCCCGGGGCGCCCCCGGGAAGCCCAAGAAGCGCCGGGACGGCCGCUCGCCCUGGGGCUCCAUCUCCCGGGUGUUCCUCAGGGCGCGCCAGAGGAAAGCGCUCGAGCCGGCGCUGUACGGCACCACGACGGGCCCGGAGUCCUCGCCUCAGCACCACAGCCACCACCUGCAGCUCCAGCAGCAGCGCCAACGGUGCUCGUGGUCUCCGCAGGGUGGUGCUGGUCCCAGCCUGGGUGGUCCUCCGCUGCUGACGCAAGAGGAGGCGGCCGAGAAGCUCCGCCUUCUGGAAGAGGCCCAGGGGACGCCCAUGGAGCGCUGGAAGGCGCCCACGGUGCUCGCCUGGCUGGAGCUCGCGCUUGCCAUGCCUCAGUACGGGCCCAUGUGCGCCGAGAACGUCAAGAGCGGCAAGAUUUUGCUGGAGCUUUCCGACGCCGAGCUUGAAGCUGGGCUGGGCAUCACUAACGUCAUGCACAGGAGGAAGCUGCGUCUUGCCAUCGAGGAGCACCGAGAACCCUCUAUAUGCCCGUACCCCAAGAUGUGCCUGGUGACGCACACGUGGGUGUGCGGCGAGUGGCUGUCCAGCCUGGGGCUGUCCGCGCACGCGGACAACUUCCGCGCGCAGCUCGUGGACGGCCGAGUCCUGGACACUCUGAGUCGGCGGGACCUCGAGAAGCGCCUGGGGAUGGCGAACCGACACGAGCAGACGUCGCUCCUGCGCGGCGUCCAGCUCCUGCGCGCCCUGCGGUUCGACCUGCGCGCGCUGGCGCACAGGCGGGCGCACUGCCGGCACCUGGACGUGGACCCCCUGGUGUGGACCAACCAGCGAUUCAUCCAGUGGGCCCGCUCCAUCGACCUCGGGGAGUACGCGGAGAACCUGCGCGACAGCGGCGUGCACGGCGCCCUGGUGGUGCUGGAGCCUUCGUUCACGGCCGACACGAUGGCCCAGGCGCUGGGCAUUCCCGUCUCCAAGAACAUCAUCCGGCGGCACCUCACCACCGAGCUCGAGAACCUCGUGCAGCCGGCCAGGAUGUCCCUGGAGGCGGAGGCCGUGGUGGAGAGCAAACGUAGCGGCGAGCGGCUGUCCUCUGCGACGGGCUCCCUGGGCCGGAGCUUCGGCCGCUCCCGGGCACGCUCCUCCGAGAGGGGCGCCUCGGACAAGAGGCGCUCCAGCAUACGGGACUCCCUGGGCCGCGUGCUGGGCUUCAACUCGCUUCCGAAACCCAGCACGAGUGGUCUGGGCUCCUACAGCGUGACGACGACAUCGGUGGUAAUGUCGAAGCCUCCUCCGGCGCCGCGAGUCUUUCGACCCAGCACGCCUCAGCCGCAGCCACGACCGCCGCAACCGCAGCAGCACCGGCGGGUGUUCUCCCAAGGAACCAUCGAGACGCUCACUGUGACGCCGGUGUGAAGGACGUCCUCGCCGUGUGCACUGUGUUGUGACAAAAGACUCGCCAAGACGGGACUUGGGAGCGUAUUCAGGAAUGUAGUUACAUGUAGUGCUUAGAGUUCUCUGUAGAACAACUUCCUAUGCCUAUGCGGAGACGCGCGGCUCACGUCGUUCGCAAAUGCCUGCGAAGGAACGUGCACGAAAAGGACGCAGUCCAAUGCCAGCUGCGUUGUCGCCAGAAAAGAAAGUGAGGGGCUCGAAGAAGAGUGAACGCUGAAGGCAAGCACGAGACUAAAGUACUAUUCGAAGCAUUAGCCAUGAAGAUACAAGAUCAUUUAUGGAGUGUUUUCCUAGGAUCUAACGCAACAAAACGUUCGCCCUUAUUCCACGGUUCGUGUUGUGGGAUGUUUGACUGGAGGAAGGAAAUGCGAAUUUGAAAUAACGAAUGCGCUUUCUGCUGUUAUUUUCUUUUCUUAUUUUUUUUCUUCUCUUAUCCCGGAAGUUCAUGCUAAGCUUUCCAACUCAAAGUGGUGAAUUGUGAAGCUCGAAAAGCACAGCGAAAUACCUGCUUCUCGACAAAAAAAAAGCAAAAUGUGACAAUUGUGCCACACCGUUGCCAACGUCUCUAGCAUUUAUCACCUCGGGGAAAACGGCUGCGAAGAUUUCAGGGCAUCUGAGCGUUUGCGUCUUUACACCUCUGGGCCGGCCGGCCCAAUUGCACUCACACCCAUUAUUCAGCAUGCAUUUGGUAAAUUAAUCUCACAAAAGAAAACACCCUAUUAAGUACACUUGAACCGUCAGGUUUACAGUUACUGUUAUAGCAGACACGCCAGUUGUAGAGUGACACUCCGGGGAAGGUUUCAACUGCGGCUGCGGGCUGAGUCAGUGUCAUCACACUAUACAAACGUGUAGAAUCUAGUGUUGAAAGUAAUCAGUGCCACUUGUAAGCAGACGGAAGCUGCAAGGCCUCACCUCUGUCACGGGAAAAAAACGUUCGCGUAUGUCACAUGCUCAUGCGGUCUCCUCUACAAUGGACCACAGGGAAAACAUGUCGCUGGUAUGCCGAAAGUGAUAACAUCAUGUCUUCUAUAAUGUGGUCUUUGUUUUCCAAUGUUCCUGGGAAGAGACACGUUCUCAGUUGCCCUCAAACCGCAAAGAUAGUCACGCCUUCUUUGGCACUGAAGCCUGUGCUAAGUGCAAGGGCAAGCAGUCGCACUGCACCCGCAAAGAAGUGGGAGACGUCUGUCUUGCUCGUGACCUCUUUUUCUUUUACCAAGCUCGAAGGAGCCUAUCACAGAAAUAAUAGUACCCUUACUCAUAUCGAGGAGAUAAGUUGAGAAUGUCCCGCCUUUCAAAUCGACUUGUGUUCGUCGUGGAAAGGGAACAUAGAAAGCGAAACUAUUCCUCAGCGAGAAUACGGAGAAACGUACACCUGACGCACGCAUCGUGUUCUGGUUGUUGGGCCACGUCGUUGCCAAGAAGCCGGUCAACAUUGCCGUGACGUUUACUGAAAUGAUUUUCGUGCAUUUUCGCGUCGACGUGCAGGCUAGUUCGCGUCGCGGUUCCCAUUGGUUGUGAAAAAAAAGAAGAUACGAGAGGGGAACGAACGAGAACGUGUCCGGUGAAAAGUGUUGCGCUGUUUCCCAACGGAAAACUUCCUCGAGCCCGAGCGAGCGUCCACACCUUACCACCAAUUUCUUUCUUUCUUUUUUCCCCUUGCAUUUACGUGCAUCGAGGUCCACAUGUGUAUUCUAGCAUUCCCUGCGCGGCUAAGCGGAAGAAACCACGAGACACAGCUUCCCUUGGAACAUUGUUGCGACCUAUCUGGUGCACGUUGUGUGUGUGUGUGUGUAUUGCUCCUCUCUGUAGUGCGUGUGUACGCGUCUGUGGUGACGGAUCGCGAUUCUUGCUCAAGGUCGUCGGCGUCGCACGGAGCGGGACUCGUUUACGGACCUGGCACAAUGAAUUCCGACGUUCGUCAAAGUUCGGCGGCACACUCGAACUGUGCUGUCUCGCUGUCUUCUGUGGGUGGCAGUCUUCGAUGUCAAUAGUGUGUAUGUCAUACUUGCUGUUUAACUACUCUCGUGGAAGUGGAAAAAUGCUGCGUGUAAAACAUUGUUGUUUUUUGUUGCGUCAGUGCUCACUUGGAUGUGAACAUUCUACUGUGCGCUCAAAGAAACAAAGGGAGUGCUGUUAGCUCCUGUUGGUGGGUUAACUGGUCGUCCUAUAUUUACAACUGCGGUCUCCGAUAGUUGUCGUGCGCCCCCAAACCAGCGAAAACCCCUAACUCUAUAGACGGCAUUCAAACCUGAUAUAGGACAGAACCCAUCCGUGCUACGUACACCUGGGCUCACUACAUCCAUACACGCCGAUAUCCAUACGCCCCUCCCACCAGCAUUUCUCCUCGCCUCCGGGUGCCGUCAUACUGACAUACCAAUACACCAAAUAAUUUUUUUUUACCUUUUGGGGCUUAUUUUAUCACUAAAAAUUAACAUUCGACCGUGUCUCUUGUGAGCAUUUCCAACCAUUAACGCUCAGCGCCGGCUACAAUUCUGUCAAGAACGCCGUGUCAUGCUGAUACGCCAGUGGCGUUGUCUGAUGGUAGCUGGCGCGCAGUGUUAAAGAAAAGGCGGGCAUGAUGGAGGUCGAUUAUUGUUUUGGGGCAAUGCAAGCUCCAAUGGGUGCAAACUUUUCUGAGUGAACGAAAGCUGAUGGAAUGCGUCCAGGCCUGCUUGCGGAUCACGCCACUGAGCCCAUGGUCUGAAUGAGGCUUUCUCGACGCAUCAAUUGUUUAUGUUUAUCCCCUAAUGGAGCGCGUUAACUCUUCCAAUUAGGAACGUUCCCUCUGCUUGCGGCUAAGCUACGGGAACGUACUCCAUGCAGGAGUACGAGGGCUGUCCCAAAGAUAGACUUAAAUGUGAGACGAACACUUACCCCUGCAAAAGAGUGGCCUGCACUCCCGCCUUUCCCGACUCUACGCAAAUUUAACAAGUUUAAUGGAGUACUGACACAAAAAUUUUGAAUCUUGUCCUUUCUAACGUAACAAGAAACUAAUGACCCAGUAAUCACGGAAUGAAACAUAAUCUGCAUCAGCACUCGACGGGGAAUUAUUCGGAGUCUUGUUUGUAGCGACCAGUCCCAGCUUCAACUUCAGAUGGCAGCGAGAGGCGCAACUUCAUGGGAUGUUUUGUAAACACAGCUUGUACAUAGUGCGAUUGCACAAAUACUUAGAUGCGCACGAGCGGCGCGUGAGAUUCAUUAGAGAGUUUUAGUUUAGGGGACGCAAGCGGCUUGCGCACGCAAGAACUAGGGGGGCCUGUACUGCGCAUGCGCAGACGCUGACGUAGGGGCGUGCGCAUGCGUUGUACCGUCGCCCCUAUUUCUUGCGUACGCAAGCCGCUUGCGUCCCCUAAACUAAAACUCUCUAUUGUUGCCUAGUUGCGUUGCUCCGUCUGCGCGUACACACAGUGCCGCGCAACGUCCUCACCGUCGUCCUCAUUUUGUCCUCCAGAGGCGACGAUUUUCUGCCAUACUAAUUGUUGCCAUGUCGCCUUCAAACCAACCACCCUUCCCAUGCGACAAAUCUGCCGGAACUUGCUGCUUUGCUUUCAGCAGCUGCCGACAGGUGGCGAGACAAGUCUACACUAGCGCCGACAUUGCAACAGUUGGCUUCGUCGUAGACGAAGGCCCGAAUUCGCAUUAAAGGAAAAACAAAAGAAAACCGGCAAGUAGCAGCGCCAAAUGUUGUAUUGAACCAUCCUGACAAUAAAGUGCGAUCUUCCUGCACAUUUUCGAUAAAUACAAAACAGAGGUCAGCGUAGAAUCAUUUUUUUUUAUUUUCUUCUGCGCAUAUAAGUGAAAGACUUGUGAGUACGACGCGGCCAAGGGUGUGCCACGAGCGACAGUUGAGGAAGACUGGCAACGCAGCCUGCGUAGCGACUGUAGCGACACAGCACCGUAGUGAGUGUAAACCCGGUCCAGGGACGCGGGAAGCAAGAGCGCGGGCAACACGCUGUACUCGGUGCAUGGUAGGCAAAAUUGUCACAAGAACCCGUGACGUAGCAUUGGCUUAUGCCUCGAAUAUCUACAGGACAUCCCACAUUGAUGACCACGUAGGGGGAGCGCUGUACGUAGCGGUUGACUGGCCGCACGCACUUUAAAAUUGAAUGGAAAUGAGUUUCAAGCUACACUCGCACAUCGAUAUUUUGUAGAUGUGUGCGUGUCCGCGGAAACAGACAUCGCAAGUUAUUUCGACUUUCGAAAUUUUGUGUCAGUACUGCAUUAAGAGCAAAAUGAGUACCGGCAACUUGAGAGUUACACCUUGUCCUCGUACUCUCUGUUGUAGCCCGUUUACACCGUAUGCGCGCAAGCAGAGUAAACAUACUCUAUUCGGGGAAUACAGGAAACCACGGAAGGUGGAGUUAAAUAUGGCACUUUCGCGUAAUAGGAGUUAGCAGCACUGCGUAAUCUUAAGAGCGCUCUCCGAGUCGUUUGAGGCAGGUCAUUUAGUGUCAGUUUUCAGUUAUAGUAUUAAUUUUUUUUUUUCGCUGAGCAUGGUGUGAGAUGCUGGAUGCAUUCGUUCUUUCUUUUCUUUUUGCGAGAAGGGUGUUGUCUCAUCUUAUGUGUAAUUUAUGCUGCAUCGUCUUGUUUUGUGAGGUUUAAUUUUGGGCAUCUUUCUAGACAAAAACUGGCAAAUAGGGUGUAGUGCGUUUGGUUACAGCAUAAGACCAAAACAUGCAAAACCUAAAUUAGGAAAAUUGGGCAGCAGCACAUCUUUUUGUUGUUGUUGAGACACUGCAAUUCCGACAAAUUCUGGUGAAUCGUUCACCUAACGCUACCGAAAUCCAGAUAUAACAAUCUUAUUUCUGUACAAAACUUUGUGUUUUAUUUGCGUCAAUAUAAGUUGACGUCGUUAGCAUGCCUGUUAAUUACGCUCGUUCCGAGCGAUCUAGUAAACGCGAUGUCUGAUUUAAAAAUCUCUGAAUCACAAAGCACCACCUGCGCAACUGUUUGCCGGGAAUUGUGCUCAUUCUGAGUUAUUUGCCGACUGACGCUUAUAGGUUCUGGCGGCUUACAGUAACUUAGCAUCACGAUAAGCGCCGCUUCUUCAGAUAUAAAUUAUGCGUUAUAUAGAUACUAUACAUGUACAAAUAUAUAUUUAUAAAAAUACAAAUAUUAUUAAAAGCCAGAGGUGUAUGUAUUUUAUUAGUUCCCUUCUUUCUUUUUCUACCGUUUGCUGAAAUAUUGCAAUUAAUGAGUAGGUUUAAUUGAGUGAAAUAUAAUAUCAGCGAAAAAGGAAUCUCACUUAGACACCCGGCGUCUUCUGGUCAGUGAAAGACAAUUAGGUAAAUCACGUUUAUGUCAACACUUCAAUCUGUUGAUAGUUUAAUCUGUCUGCAUAUUGAGCUAUCCCGCCACGCCAAAAGAGACGACAUAUAACGUCAGCCGGGAGGUGUAUCUUCACGAAAGAUGGGAAAGCAUCGCAAAACAGAAAAGAAGGUCUGUAUCACGCGUAGCACAUGAGGCCAUCUACAACCGGCACUGCUAUUUUUCGCCAGUUGGCAGUUGUUGGCAAUGGCUGUUGUUCGAAUGCGCUCAUUCGCUCUGUAGACCACUCGAACAGUGACGUCAAUGUUUCACACUAGAUUCCUAAGUGAGACGGCAUCCGUUUGCAUGGCGCAUUAGAAAAGCGCCCUAAGGGGAUUCGAACUGUGAGUUCCGACUCACGUAGGCGGUUCUGCUAAGUAAUUCGUCAGUCAUAUAUUGUAGAUGUGUGCGCGAGAUAUGUAUGUACAGAAGGCAGCGGAAAUAAUUAUGAAACCAGCACGUGCACCGUGCCAAAAUGUAUAAAGGCUUCCGAUUACACCUGCAACGCAUAGAGUAUCAGUACGUUAAUUGUGCGCAGUGUGAAUGUUACUUCACGAGCAAGCUAGCGGCCUCGCACUGAAAGAACACACCGAUUAUUGUCCCUCGUAUGUGAUACCGAGCAAUGCACAUGUACGCGCCAUGGUUUCGUUGUCGUACGGUGGGGCUCGCUCGCCGUAGUCUACUUACACGACGUCGUUUAUAAGAAGGCGAGGUGACAGUUGUUAGUAUAAGAUAUUUGCUUAACUGCAGGUUCUGUUAUUGAUUUUGAAAAGCUGAGAGCAUUUCUGACUAGCAUUUAUACAGUUCCGCAUCGUCAUCUCGAAAGAGUUAAACGAGCUGAAGUAUUCGUGAUUUUGUGGAAAUAGUGUCCGUCGCAUGACGUUCGUGGACAACUAAUCUGCAUUUAAGUGCAAACUGCGGAAAGUGAGAGUACAUCUUAUGGAGAAAUCGGUCGAGCUAGAACUUGUGUAUUCCUGGAAUUUAGGCAUAGGACAUCUUUUUUUUUUUCUGUGUGUGACACAUGGAGCUUGAAUGCGUGGCUAUCGCUUGCAGUGUCUACAGAGCCUGUAUGCCAUGUCUACCGAGUGUUCUGCCGUAAGGCUUCUGUGUCGUAUCUAUGUGCGCGUGGUGAUGGUGAAUCAGAAUGUCAUUCCGGCGUCGACGAAAAAGCGCAGGGGCCUUGUUUUGGUAGCAGAAAUGCCGCCUUUAAAGCUGUGCUAGCUGUUUUCAAUCUUCUUUAGAGCGCAAUAUUAGGAGCCCGUUGCUGCGGCGAUCGUCGGCGUUCCCGGCGUGACCGUGCGAACGAGAACAGGGACAGACGGCAGAUGAAGAAAAGCGGUGAGAGAGAAUAGGCGCGAAGUGGAAAGGGAAGAGGAGGGUGAAGCGGAACCAGGAGGCGGAAAGCGGAGGAGGGCAUGGCGAAAGCGUGAGAAGAAAAGCGUAGUGCGGCGACGGCGGCUACGAGAUGGCGCCAGAGUAGCGCGCGCCGUCUGGGAGGUUUGUCAGCGGCGGCUUCUGUGAAUCGCGCCCACGCGUCACCCACGCGCUGGCCUCACGCGCUGGCUCUCGCGAGCUCCAGAUCAGCGAUGCAGUGACGUCACAUUUCGCUCCGUUUGCAACGUCCCGCACGAGACCGGUUGUCCACGCCAGGCAUCGGGAAAUGAAAACACGUGUAGAGCUGCACCCAAAUUUGUCAUUAGGGAGCAUAGCAGUCGUCGGUAAAUUUUUUUCUGCUACAACAAAAUUACCUAUCUGUAAUUGUUUAGUACAUGCGUUGUUUUGCAUGGUGUGCAAAAGUGCUCGGCUCAUACUGUUUUUUUUUUCGUUGAGGCAGCUGGGAAAGUGAUCCGCACUUUGAAUCAAAUCUUUACACUAUGCCACGAAUUCAUAGGGAAAGAACAUCUCACGCUAUGUGUUCUUUUCCGAGCAGUAACAGCAUCAAUUAACAGUGCCGGCGUAUUGUCUUCGUCUAUAUCCAGGUUCUUGAUCCGCCUUCAUACUAUAGCAAGUGCCGCACCCUCGGCUCGAAAAAACGUCAAAGUCAAUAACGUUGCAAAAACAGCAAUGCAUGAGUCGUAAAUAUAUAUCAGUCGUAGAACUUUCCUUCGUGCACCCUCCCUCACUGCCCGAUUUCACCACCCAUUUAAAACUGUGAACAAAAGAGAAAAAAACAACAACCGUAUAUGCGGUUUGUUCAUUACGCAAAAUUGCUGACUUGCUUUGGGAAAUCAAAACCACGAGCGCAAAAAAUGCUCCAAUGUGUCGAGGAGUCUCUCUGAAGCUCGUCUUUAUUUUAUUUUAACCAAUGUAGUUGCGUGAAGUACUGCAAGCGUUGUGCUGGUUUUAGUCGAUGUUCCCGUGGGAGAACUAGCUGCAGCAGCUGGAUAAAUGCGGGGACCCGAUUAAGCGUGCUAGAUCUUGUUUGAGUAAUGCAAAAGGUCUGAUCUCCAAGCGCGAACUGUAGGCGUGAUCUUACUAUACUGGCUUCACGCAUACGCAUUAAGCGCGAGCCAGCUGCGAUUCCUCGGACAGGGAACACUUAUAAUGACUUUCGUGUAGCGGUUGUCCAAGCUAACGAUAUUAGCGGUUCGAUUAUACAGCUUUUGUUUACGAAAAAGUUGUCCAACAUUUCUCUUAGCAGAAAGGACUCGAUAGUCUCAUAAGCUUGGAAAAAAAAACGUCGUGUCCUUCUAAGGGAUACCAUCGCGUCCGAGUCCUUCAACGGCCUGGAAUUGUGUCCACUAACAACUCCGAUAUGACGAGUCUUCUUCCCUGCCGCGGACCGCAGGAUUGACACACGUGUUUCAUCUUUGGAUGAUGCUCUUGCUGUGUGUAUUGUUGACACGGGUGCAGAUGUAUUCUAUGUAUACAUGUACGUAAACGUGCAUAUCAGCCUGACCACCGGAGCACGCGUUCAGUACGGUUGUAUACCACUUGUUGGCUCUCGUGGGUCGUAUGUUGACUGUUGAAAGGAUUAAUGUAGGCAGUGAGAAACAGUGCCCAGAUGCCCGGUGCUAUGCAUACCAAUUAAAAAAAAAAAGAAGAACCUGUAUACGAGUUGUGUUUCGGAACACCUUUCGCCGCGCGAGUGGCGCGGAAUAAAUGUGUUGAAGCGUC
Molecule: messenger RNA, 12057 nt
Organism: Dermacentor albipictus
Lineage: Eukaryota; Metazoa; Arthropoda; Arachnida; Ixodida; Ixodidae
Product: kazrin-like
Molecular function (GO): protein binding
Source: RefSeq, a predicted model, not a curated record